AUGAGCUACAUUCACCCCUCAUGGAACUACCAAGCCCACCCGGGCCUCCCAAUGGAGCAUGCCAUGGCCUACGACCCGGCCAUGGUGCCGCCGCCCAUGAUGCACCACCACCCCAUUGACGGAUAUCUCUACCCCCAUCCACCCAUGGAGAUGCUCGACUACUACCACCAACCCAUCAUGGACUACGACGAAUAUACAGAGAACCUCUCGCGCCCUCGCUUGACCAAGGAGCAGGUCGAGACCUUGGAAGCUCAGUUCCAGGCCCACCCCAAACCUAGCAGCAACGUCAAGCGGCAAUUGGCGGCUCAAACCAACCUGAGUCUGCCUCGAGUUGCGAACUGGUUCCAAAAUCGACGUGCCAAGGCCAAGCAACAAAAACGCCAGGAGGAAUUUGAGAAGAUGCAGAAAGCCAAGACCGAGGCCGAAGAGGCCGCACGACAAAAGUCCGAGACUAUUGACCAACUUUCCGAGUCUCGCCAGGCGUCCGCUGUGAAGGAAGAAUCAGAGGAGUUCACCACCCCCAAGCCAGAGACUACCACCGCCGCGUCCACAGCCACCACUUCCACGUCGGAGAAUAGCAAGGAGGAUGGCAAGACGAAGAAACACCAAAAGACAAAAAGUGAAUCAGCUCGCGAGGCAACGUUCGCAUCUCUGCAGCGGGCGUUGAAUGCUGCAUGCGCUGCCCGAGACCGUUUCACAGGCCGACGAGGCAGCAAGCACGAGUCUACACAGGAGGACGAGGCCAUUUCUCCCACCUCCAUGGCCCCGCCUAGCACUACCCCUAAGCACCAAGAAAGCAAGACCCAAACUGCGUACGGCGCUGGUUACUCGGAUUGGCAGAACAACGAGGAGUCCACGUCGUGGGCAUCCUCGCAUGGCCAAGCUGAGACUACUUCAUGCCAAACGAUUGCUGAGGUACCCAGCUCAUCGCACUCUGUACCCCAGAAUGUGGAGGCCUUCGCUGGAGCUCAGUACCAUGCUCAGAACGAACAAUGGGCACAACACUCCAAGAAUCAGCUUCCCGGAGAUGGCAGCAUUGACUACAACAAUAUGCAAUACCCGAUGGCCCUGCAGACCCCGGAUAUCUCUGUCACUCGACGCGAGUCAUCUGGUGCGCUUACUGCCCUGGAUGGCAUCGGCAUUCACACUGGCGAGUCUGGGAUGCCCCAAUCCUUGGGUCGCGGAGGAGGAGCAUCGUGGAAGGAGGCUGGAAAGGAGCUUGAUCUUGCCGCCCGGCGCAAGCGUCCUCGUCCUGCUGCCAUUGGCACCUCCAACGCCCGUUCUCUGGCUGCUCCCACUUCCAUGUCGUCCCUGUCCCCUACUAGCCGCGUCCCAAGCUCUGCUGGUGCCGGUAACUCGAUGAGGCACUCCAAGUCGGCCCAAUGUCUGAACACUCGGUAUGCAGGUGUCCGAAAGGCAUCGGCUGCCCAACGCUCUCCUCUGAACUUCACUUUCGCCGAGUCCGGGUCCAUGAAGGCCAGCAAGGCCGAUAUGCUGCGCCCGUCUGUGUCUUCGACGACUCUGGCUCCGCCAACUCCCUUGACGCCUCAGGACUUCCAGCACUUCUUGCCUGCCUCGCCGACGGACAGCAACUACUGCUUGUCUGCGCAUUCCACAACUCAGUUCUUCCCUUCCUCCCAGCCGAUGCAAGUGAACAUCGCGUCGCCACCUACCACGCCACUGGAUAUCUACUCCCCCUUCCCAUACCAGCAUGUCGCCCCGCCCAUGUCAGCUCCGGCCCAGGUUUCCGCGUUCCCCGAGUACGUAAGCUGCGAUCCGGUACCCAUGACCGCUCGGAGCUGGGCAGACACUAGCUCUAUUUCCUCACCUGACUUCCAGAGCGGUCUCCAGGUGCCCCAUUCGACCACUGUCUCCCCCAUUGGGUUUGAGUCAGCGGUCGACCACUCUGGACACGCGUUUGGGAUGGAGCCCGUGUCUGGUUCUCCCUCUUUGAUCUACUCAGUUGAAGAUGCGGACUUACAGGGCUCAGCAGAUGGCGGUGAACGGAAGCAAACUGAGUUUAUGAUGAAUGACUACGAGCAGCAUGAUCCUCGUUUUGUUGCCCAGCACAUGGGGCACAAGACAAAGGCUUAUGGAUUUGCGAAUAACACGACCCCGGGUCAUUACCCUUCUUGA
Molecule: messenger RNA, 2136 nt
Organism: Penicillium daleae
Lineage: Eukaryota; Fungi; Ascomycota; Eurotiomycetes; Eurotiales; Aspergillaceae
Product: homeobox domain-containing protein
Exons: 2
Coding region: 1-2136 (711 amino acids)
Biological process (GO): regulation of transcription by RNA polymerase II
Cellular component (GO): RSC-type complex; nucleus
Molecular function (GO): DNA binding; DNA-binding transcription factor activity, RNA polymerase II-specific
Source: RefSeq, a predicted model, not a curated record